Molecule: messenger RNA, 4018 nt
Organism: Closterium sp. NIES-67
Lineage: Eukaryota; Viridiplantae; Streptophyta; Zygnematophyceae; Desmidiales; Closteriaceae
Source: the annotation of a GenBank genome assembly
UUAGGUGCUUGGUCUUAGGGCCGCCUCCAUUAUACUAGUUUCUCACUCCUACACAUCCAUUUGUCACAGCUUCCCGUCUGUAGGCCGCAUCGCUACUUCCUCUCGUCUUCUGCCCUUCGCACGUGUCGACACGGCAUCGUUGCAAUCCCCCCCACCAGCGAUCCGCCUCAGUUCCGUCGAUACCUCUCACUCCUCACCACGAUUGCCGUCAUUCUAUCGUCAUUCCAUAGCACCUUGACAGAUUCUGCUGACUAGCUUCAUUGAAUUCCGUCGGGUCAUGUCAGAUCCUACAUCUGGCGUCACCAUGACGUCGUCACCCCCCUCGCAUCCAGAUUCCUCGUUAGACGCACCUUCGCUUGACGUCACCCGGUUGAAUCUCACACGAAGCAGCAGCGGCGGGACGAGCGGCAGAGGCGGGGGAGCCGGACACGCGUCGUCGUUUCGUUCGCUGAAGCCCCUGGAUCUGAGGAGCGACGAGUCGCGGAGCGCGGCGAUCCCGCUGGGCCCGGAGGGCGCGGUGUUCCACGGGCGCCUUGACAACGGCGUGUCUUACUACGUGCGCCGCAAUGGCAAGCCGCAGAAUCGCGCCGCGCUGGCGCUGGCGAUCCGCGUGGGUUCCCUAGUGGAGCAGGAGGAGGAGCGGGGCGUGGCGCACAUUUUGGAGCACCUGGCGUUCAGCGCGACGCGGCGCUACAGCAACCACGACAUCGUGCGCUUCCUAGAGAGCAUCGGCGCGGAGUUCGGCGCGUGCCAGAACGCGUACACGUCCGCCGACGAGACGGUGUUCGAGCUGCAGCUGCCCGUGGACAAGCCCGAGCUGCUGCCGCACGCCGUCUCCGUCCUUGCUGACUUCGCCAGCGAUAUCCGCAUAUCAUCGGAGGACGUGGAGAAGGAGAGGGGCGCGGUGAUGGAGGAGUGGAGGGAGAGGCGGGGCGCCAUGGGGCGCAUGCAGGACGCGCACUGGCAGCUGCUCAUGAAGGGCAGCAAGUAUGCAGAGCGGCUGCCCAUUGGCCUGGAGAGUGUGAUCCGCGGCGUGCCAGCGGCCACCGUGAGGCGCUUCUACCACACGUGGUACCACCCCGCCAACAUGGCCGUGGUUGCUGUGGGGGACUUCCCCGAUGCGCAGGCAGUCAUUGCGCUCCUUGAGGAGCACUUCGCCCCCAAGCUGCCCCUCUCGCCCUCCUCCCUGCCCGCCGUACCCGAGGAGCCCUUUCAGCCGCACUCUGACCCGCGCUUCUCUGUGUUCGUCGAGCGCGAGGCGGGCGGGUCGGCAGUGAUGGUGUCGUGCAAGGCCGCAAUUCACCCCAUGGUGACGCCCGCCGACUACCGCCUCUACCUGGUGGAGGAGCUCUUCCAGGCGGCCCUCUCGCACCGCCUCUUCCUUCUCUCGCGGCGCCCCGACCCGCCCUUCUAUGCCGCCGCCGCCACCGUGGAGGCGCUUGUCAAGUCCACGCGCUCAUUCUCCCUGAGCGCCAGCUGUCAAGACAAGGGCACGCUCAAGGCGCUGGAGGCGCUGUGGAUGGAGGUGGCGCGCGUGCAGGUGCACGGCAUCUCGGACAGGGAGCUGGCCAUGGCGCGGGUGCAGUAUCUGGCGGACAUAGAGUCGGCGUAUGUGGAGCGCGAGCAGACGUACAGCGAGUCGCUGAGGGACGAGUACCUGCAGCACUUCCUGCGGGACGAGCCGUCGCCCGGCAUCGAGUACGAGGCGCGCCUGGCCAAGGCUUUGUUGCCAGGGAUCACAGCAGCAGAAGUAGCAGCGGUGGCAUCCAACAUCUCCCCCAGCAACAGCUGCGUGGUCAAGAUAGUGGAGCCGAGAGCGCAGGCCACAGUAGAGGCGAUCAGAGGGGUGAUUGACCGCGUUAUGCAAGCCAAGGAAGCCACACUGCUGGCUGCUGCCGCUGCUGCUGAGAGGAUGGGAGAGGGAGAGGGGGAGGAGGCGGCAGGAGCGGUGGAGAGUGGUGGGGAGGCAGGACAGGAGGGGGAGGAAGUGAGGGAUGUGGAAGGGGAAGGUGCGGGGGCGGCAGCUAAGGAGGAGGGAGAAGCGUCAGAGUCCAAAGCAGAGUUGGCAGAGGCAGUGGUUGGUGCGGAUGCCGCAGCCAUGCCAGGAACAGCAGCAGCAACUGCAGUAGCAACCACAGCAGCAGUAGCAGCAGCAGCAGCAGCGGGGGGGGAUGGAGCAACAGUGGCGCUGAUAGAGCCAUGGACGCUGGACGACAUCCCUGAGAGCAUCGUGCAGACGCCUCCUGUCCCGGGGGAGGUGCAGGAGCAGCGGGAGUACCCGGGCGUGGGGGUCACAGAGCUGCGGCUGUCCAACGGCAUGCGGGUGGCCAUCAAGUGCACUGACUUCCUCGAUGACCAGAUCCUGAUAUCGGGUUACGCAUACGGAGGUCUCUCCGAAGUGCCCUAUGCACAAUACCACACAGCGGCCAUGGCGCAGACCAUCGCCGGGGAGGUCGGCAUAUUCGGCCACCCGCCAGCUGUCAUGGCGGAGCUGCUGGCCGGCAAGCGCGUGGAGGUGGGCGGCAAGCUCUCGUCCUACAUGCGCGUGUUCUCGGGGGAGUGCUCGCCUGAUGACCUCGAGACGGCCCUGCAGCUGGUGUACCAGCUGUUCACGUGCCGCAUCACAGCGGAGCAGAAGGACGUGGCGCUGAUCAUGCAGAUGACGCGCGAGGCUGUCAGGGCGCAGAGGCGGGACCCCUUCACGGCGUUUGCCAACCGCGUGCGGGAGAUCAGCUACGGCAGCAGCUACCAGUUCAAGCCAAUCACAGAGGCGGAUUUGAGGCGGGUGGAUUUCAAGCGGGCGUGUGAGUACUUGGAGAGGGCGUUCAAGGACCCCACGCCCUUCACCGUGGUCAUCGUGGGCAACACCCGCCUCGCUGCUGCCCUUCCACUCAUACAACAAUACCUGGGUGGCAUCCCAGUGCCCCCACCAGAUGACGCCAUGCCUCGCUACGAGCGCGACUCACUCACACCGCUGCCAUUCAAAUUCCCUGACACACUCAUCAGGGAGGAGGUGCGGCGAGUGAUGGUGGAGGCGCAGGGCUCCACGCAGAUCACCUUUCCCCUCGACAUCCAUGCUGGACCUAAAGUGGUGGAGGAGACCAUGUGGGUGGGCUUCCUCACGAAGCUCCUAGAGACGCGCAUCAUGCAGCUGCUGCGCUUCAAGCACGGCCAGAUCUACACCGUCGCAGCGUCUUCCUUCCUGGGCGGGGCGCGCCCCUCUCGCGAGGGUGGCGUGAGGGGCGACCUGGCAGUUGCGUUCUCCUGCGACCCCAAAUCCGCGUGGUCGCUGGUGGACCUGAGUGUGGCGGAGAUGGAUCGCCUGCAGCGGGAGGGUCCGUCGGAGGAGGAUGUGUCAACGGCGCGGGAGUUGGAGCAGCGCGCGCACGAGAUGGGGCUGCAGGAGAACGGCUUUUGGCUCGACCGCGUGGUGCGCGCGUACCAGACGCGGCUCUAUGAUGGCAACGUUGACCACUCGUUCCAGGCACUGGAAGAUAUUCGUCUGACUCUCAUCAGCCAGCUCAGCGCUGACUCGGUCCGUGUCAUGCUGACUCAGCUACUACCAAUGCCGUGCUCAAAGCAGUACACUGCGGUCAGCCUUGUCCCCACGCAGCCUCUCUGGCGUCGCCUCCUGUCCCUGCCGCCCAAGCAGCACCCAGGCCUCACGUCAGAAUCCAAGGCACUGCUCGCGGUGCUGGCUGCUGCCGCCAUUGGUGUGGUCGUGUGGCGGUGCAGGCCGAGGCAUUAACACCAGAGAGGACAGCGUAUGACACCACUUGGCAGUACCUGGCCGAAAUUUGUUUUGUCGAACAAGGGAUAUAUGUACCUGAUUUUGACAUGGAUUUCAAGUGAAUAUGGAAAGCUUUUCCCGCCUUAUGUGUUGUAGGGUGUACAGUCCGGUGCUUGGUUCAGGAGCAGGCCCCAAGAUUCGUUUUUAGGCACGCUGAUUUAUCAUCCUUGCCCCCCAUACUUAGGCUGAUUUCUCAGCCCCCCCCUGGAAAAAAAGGCUGAAUGUUAC